Molecule: messenger RNA, 1627 nt
Organism: Chara braunii
Lineage: Eukaryota; Viridiplantae; Streptophyta; Charophyceae; Charales; Characeae
Source: the annotation of a GenBank genome assembly
CGCUUGCCGCCCAUCCUCGUCACCCGUCCUGCCUGUCGCACACUCCAAUGGCUGACUGGACCUUGCUCGCACGCGUUUGAGUAAUGCAUUUUCUGCUUGUCGCACACUGCUCAGCCUGCCUGCCCAGACGCGGCGUUGUCCCCACCGCGCCGCUGUUCCUGCUGUUUGACACAACAACAGCACUCCUUAUGCACAAAUGCGAUUCUAAAAUGUCCUCCCCACCCCAGCUGUGAACAUCGGCUGCGAGUGUGAACGAGAAGCGACGUGCGCUCGCAGGGGAACGGCGAGGAAAGCCGUGAAUGCGACCAUGGCGGCAACUGCGGCAGCCUCUGCAGCUUGCAGCACAACAGCGCACCUUGAGGGAAAAACUCUCCGUCGGUCGAGACCCAGCUUGACGGCUGCGCAAGGCUCUUUCGGCAGUUGUCUUCGAUGUUCGUCCAGAAGCCAACAUCGAGGUGAUCACCGUCUACAUCUUGGGGAUGAAACGAAGGCAUGCAUCCGUUCACCCGCUGCUCCUUUUCAGUGUCUCUCUCAGAAGCCUGACGCUUCGCCUGCUGUAUAUAGCAGGCGAAGCUCUUCGGAGGAGGCGGUUGCAGCGGGCUUGAUGACGGGCAGCGCAGAAAGUGGUCGUUUGGGCUUGAACAAUGGUUGGCGAUGCCGAUCGGCCAUAGCUGGAGACGUGGCCGUGGCAGAGGACCAGUCGAAAUCUUCAGAAACUACAGCGCUACCCUUUCGGAUUGGGCAUGGGUUCGACCUGCACCGUCUUGAGCCGGGCUUUCCUUUAAUCAUCGGAGGAGUGAACAUUCCUCACGAUCGGGGCUGCGAUGCGCAUUCGGAUGGCGACGUUCUGCUUCACUGUUUGGUCGACGCCAUUCUUGGAGCGCUGAGUCUUCCAGACAUCGGCCAAUUGUUUCCGGAUAACGAUCCCAAGUGGAAGGGCGCGGAUUCGACGGUGUUCAUGAAAGAGGCGGUGCGCCGAAUGCAUGAAGCCGGGUAUCGUGUCGGGAAUGUGGAUGCCACUGUCAUCUUGCAGAGACCGAAGCUUAGCCCCCAUAAGCCGGUGAUAUUGAAAAACCUCUGUGAGCUAUUGGGAGUUGGUGCAGGGGCCGUCAACUUGAAAGCGAAAACACAUGAGAAGGUCGACAGCUUGGGGGAGAACAGAAGUGUGGCUUGUCAUGCUGUUGUGCUACUAAUGAGGAAGGAUUAAGGAUUUUUUUUAAUUUUUUUUUCGUCUUUUUUUUUGCCAUGUUGAAGUUUGUUUGUUUGCAUCUUUUGCUUUCUUCUCCUCUCACCUUUCUUUGCCUGACUCACGGUUACCCAUGAUAUUCCUGAAAAAUGCAAGAAUAGAAUCCGCAUUCUAAAUUUAGAAUAAAAUCCCUUACAUCAUGAUGCGGCUUGUCUGCACUGUUAUGUCAUGGGGGAGAUCGAAGCUGGUCGAAGAUCGACAAGGGCGGGGAUGGAAGAAGGCGGGGAUCGAGAGGAACGGGCAAAACACCCUGCAACCACAUAACAGUAGUAUGAUUGCUUCGACGGCCGUUCUGAUGGAUUUGCUGGGAUCAAUGGAGGAGGGUGGAUUGAUGUGAUGUGAUGUUCUCUUGAAUAAGAGGAAUGAAAGAAAUGUGAUACA